GCGCCCUGCCCGCCAUGGCGGCGCCCGAGCCGCCGCCGCCGCCGCCCGAGGGCUCCAGGCCGCUGAGCGCGCUGCUGAGCGGCAUCGCCCAGGCCGCCUUCCACGGCACCGCGGGCAUCACCGAGGAGCUGCUGCGUGCCCAGCUCUACCCCGAGGCGCCGCCGGAGGAGUUCCGCGCUCUGCGCGCCAAGAUGGGCGGCCUCCUGCAGUCAAUUGCUUCGGCAGACAUGGAUUUGAAUCAGCUGGAAGCUUUCCUCACUGCCCAAACCAAAAAACAAGGUGGCAUCACAUCAGAUCAGGCUGCAGUCAUUGCAAAAUUUUGGAAGAACCACCGGACUCAAAUCCACGAGAGCCUGAUCAAUCAGAGCCGCUGGGAUAAUGUCCUGAAAAACAUGAACUGGAGAGUGGACCUGAAGUCACAGUUGAGGCACAUUGAUCAGAUAAACACUCCUGUUGCAAUAGUUGAAAUGGAGCUGGGAAAAAAUGGGCAGGAAUCAGAGUUUCUCUGCCUGGAGUUUGAUGAGGCCAAGGUGAGCCAGAUGCUGAAGAAACUGUCAGAAAUAGAGGAAAGUAUGACUUUGUUGACUCAGACUACUUAAUCAAAUAAAGAGAUUGCAACUUA
Messenger RNA from Onychostruthus taczanowskii (white-rumped snowfinch), 622 nucleotides. It is a transcript of the gene COMMD1, whose product is annotated as copper metabolism domain containing 1. The record is from RefSeq and is a predicted model, not a curated record. Gene Ontology annotation, cellular component: endosome. The coding region runs from base 15 to 599 and encodes 194 amino acids. The transcript has 3 exons. Lineage: Eukaryota; Metazoa; Chordata; Aves; Passeriformes; Passeridae. Gene Ontology annotation, biological process: positive regulation of protein ubiquitination; negative regulation of protein localization to cell surface; negative regulation of sodium ion transmembrane transport.